Messenger RNA from Diachasmimorpha longicaudata, 1566 nucleotides. RefSeq names its product histone H1-like. The transcript has a single exon. Gene Ontology annotation, cellular component: nucleosome; nucleus. The record is from RefSeq and is a predicted model, not a curated record. Gene Ontology annotation, molecular function: nucleosomal DNA binding; double-stranded DNA binding; structural constituent of chromatin. Lineage: Eukaryota; Metazoa; Arthropoda; Insecta; Hymenoptera; Braconidae. Gene Ontology annotation, biological process: chromosome condensation; nucleosome assembly; negative regulation of DNA recombination. Bases 27 to 701 code for a protein of 224 amino acids.
CGUUUGAUUCAUCGACCGAUCCCGAGAUGGCAGAUAAGUCUACAUCAUCAGCAGUUGCUUCACCAGCGAGCUCUCCUGCUCCUGCAAAAGCGGAGGCUGCUAAAAAAUCAACGAAGGCGAAAAAUCCGAAGCCUAAACCAACUCAUCCCAGUACUGCUGACAUGGUUAAUACGGCUGUAAAAACCCUUGCUGACCGUCAUGGAUCAUCCCUUCAGGCUAUCAAGAAGUACAUCGCUGCAAACUAUAAGAUCGACACUACAAAGCAUGCAUUUUUCAUCAAGAAAUAUCUGAAAUCUGCAGUUGCUUCGGGAACUCUUGUCCAGACUAAAGGAACUGGUGCAUCUGGAUCGUUCAAACUUGCAGGGAAGAAGAGUGACACUGCGAAGCCAAAACCGAAACCCAAGGCAGUCAAGAAGGAGAGUUCUCCCAAAAAGGUUGCUGUUAAGAAGAUUGUUAAGAAAACUGAAACAGCAAAACCUAAAGCAAAGAAACCAGCUUCUCCUAAAAAACCUGCAGCGAAAAAGCCAGCUGUUGAAAAGGUUGCCAAGCCGAAAGUAGUGAAAGCUGCAGCCAAGCCGAAGAGCCCCAAGGCCAAGAAAGCUACGAAAGGACCAACUGCUAAACCGAAAGUACCUAAGCCAAAGAAGGCUGCUUCUCCAAAGGCCAAAGCAUCAGCUAAGAAAACAGCUCAGAAGAAAUGAAUUGAAUAUACCAAUUCAAUUCAACUUUGAUCAUAACCAAACGGCCCUUUUCAGGGCCAAUAAUUAUUCACCUACGUAAAAAUCUCAAUCGCUAUGAAUUAUUCAGUAACUCUUAACUAUCCGUUAUUUGAAAAUGAUAUUUAAUCCAUUUGUUAUCAGAGCAAAAUUUAGCAGAGUUACAUUUCUAAGCACACCUUUAACUGUAAAUUUAUAAUCAAUGAAUGUCGUUUCAAUUUUACGUGAAUAUCGUGAAAUUUUUAGACACAAGAUAAAAAUGUUAACACUAGAGGCAAGAAUAGUUGACAUACAACGAUUUUUUGAAACCAACAGAUAGGAAAUUUACUUAGAACUUCUUUUAUCGGAUUUCGUUUUAAUAACUCUAAACCAAUUCGUCGUUCAGUUCAGUAGUUUUACAUACGUAACUAAAUUGAAAAUUUAUCUGAAAAAUAUAAAGGAAAUAAAAUCUGGAAAACAUCAGCGUAAUGGCAGAAGAUCGAGCAUCAAACUGGCGUCGCCAGAAGCGUAUGAUUCACUGCCUACAACUGCACUAGUUUUGCUAAUUUUUAGUUUGAUUUUUUAGCUAAAAUUCCGCGAAAAAAAUAUACCUGUCGAACGAUCAUCUUCAGAGUGAAGUUAUAUGAUUGACGGUGUGCGACUUAUUUUAGAGCAAUGAAUCGUAAAAAUCCAAAAGCUAUACAAAUGAUGGCAAAUUGAAUGAAAUUUUAGAAAUAACACUAAAUAGCACCCAAAUAUCAUUCAAGUCACUUUGUGAGGCGUUGGACUUUCAUUGCCACAAAACCAAUGGAACGACCACAAAGCCUUUAUUAUAUUUUUUAACUGAAUCAUAAGUGAUGCGGACUGCUUC